AAUGUGUUUAGAAACUGAUUGAUGAUAAUGCUUUAAUGAUCCUUCUACUCAGUAAUCAGGUAUGCAAAAUGAAAAAAAUAAUUGCAAACAAUUCUUAAUAUGAAAACUGUGGUUGGCAUAUAACUGAUCAUAAAUCAACAUGUGAGAAUCAUAGCAUUAUCAAGAUGAGAAUUGUUGUAACUAGUGCUGUAACACAAUUCGGUUAUAUUCAUUAAACAUUUCAUUAUCCUUCUCAACUUUACGUUGAUUUUACAUUCUGGCAAGUGUGUAUAUGUCAAUUAGCCAUUAGAUGGUCAAUAGUUCUGAAAUUUUAAAGAACACGUGUUUGUCUCAUUUCCAUGUGUGAAUAAGUGGAAAGAGAACGGUCGUGGCUAGAGAUGAAAAAAUGCCCAAUACUUUCUGUAUUAGAUAACGUUUUUUUUUUGUAAAGUGGAGAUCAUGUAUUAGACAUCGUGAACGUUAGUCGCAUCUUGAUUGAGAGCACGAAAAGUCGAUAACCAUGUGUAUCUACCCUAUAGUCUUAUUUUUACGUGGUCGUAUGGUAUAUUACCAGCAUUAGAGUUGUUCUACAUGCAAAAAAAACUUGUUAGUUUGUUAAGAUAAAAAGUAAGUUUUACAUUUCUGUUUCCAGUUUUUUCAUGGUAAUUUAGAGAGAGAAAAUGCAAAUAAAUAAAUAAAACCAAGUCCGCACUUGGCGGUCUUUCAGUUUUCUGUUACACCCACUUUUUCGUUCACAAUUGUCCCAACAGAAGAAAGAAACAAACAGAUAAACAGAAAAAGAAACAAUCAAAAACAUACAAAAGAACACGAUCUUUCUUGUGUUUCAGAAAUCGAAUGGAGCAGAGAAGAGGCGAUCCAAGAAUAUACAUCGUCACUCUUCUUUUUCUAUCAUGUAUCCUCUCAGGAGGAGUCCUUCUCGGACUUUACCUCCUCCUCCCUGAUCCGAACCCUCUCUUUCUACCAGCGGGUAUGUUCUUCGCUGGUAUCCCUUGGCUCUUCUGGUUCUUGGCUUACCUUUACUCCUGCGUCCUCAAGCCCUGCACCGUCUCCGUAAGCAAAAGCGUCGCCAGUUUCGAUCCGGAGAAAGGCGUGGAGAAGAACAGCAAGAGCAUCACGGAAAACGCCACGUCAGCUUCAGAUCCCGUGGCUGCGGUCGAGCCGAUGGAAGGUGAGAGGCACGUGCAGCUCGGGAAUGUGGUUGUAGAACAAGAACAAGAACAAGAAAAUGGUAGAUUAAGUUCAAGAAGAAGCCACGAUGAUGAGGAUUGCGAUAGAACUCCAUUGAGAUUAUCAGUCGGGAACAAAUGAUUCGAUACUGAAUGAUCAUCAGGAACUGAUGUUAAAAUUGAACUGAGAGGAGAGGCUUUGAAAAAGAUCUCUGUUAUUGAUGUGUUAGACAAGGAACGUUGUUCUUUGAGUAAAAACCAUAAUACCAUGUGAAAGAUCCAUAGGAGAAUUUUAUUUAUUGUAGCUUUACUUUUGUUGUACUUACGAAUUGAUGAAUUAAACAAACAAUCUGUAACCAAAAUCAGAACAUAUAUAUUUUCUCCAAUGUCAGAAACAGAACAGUGCAGUGAUUUAUUUUAUUUAUUUAUUUGUAGUAACGAUGAAGCUUCAUCUUCUUCUUCUUGAUACCACAAGGUGCAAGUAUCAGAUGAAGAAGAAGAAGAAGAAGAAGAAGCAGUGAGGGAACCAAAUUUCCUCUUCAUUUCUCUCCACACACUUCUUCUUCCUCCAUUGAUGAACAACGCAUUCAUGAUUCUCACCCUCACUAAUUAUUAAUGAAUUUAAAUUAGUUUAUAAAAUUAAUGUAACUUAUAUAUACCUAUAAUAUUAGAUAAAAACAUAAAAUACAUGAUGUUAUAAAUUUGCUUACAGAAUCCAAAACAUUAGAUAGGCACUGCUCCAUCCAAAAUGGUAUCAAAUGCAUGCAGUUAUCUGAUAUAUAUAUAGCUUAAGAUUGGAUGCAACCAAAAGAGAUAUCACUUGUUGAGACAAAAGACAUAAACUAUAAUGGCAACAUCUCACAAUAACCGAAGGAAAUAAUAACUCUACCCAGAGCCGGCCCUGAGUAGAAGCGGGCCAAGCCCAUGCUUCCGGCCGCCAAAUAAUAAGAAAACAAUCGGCCGUAUUUUUUCAAAAGUUUCUUUAGCUAAGUUGGUUAAUGCACAGCUAUAAACUAUCAAAGGUGAUGGGUUCGAAUUGUAACCAAUACAACUAUAGCAUUUCUUUUUUUUAUUUAUAACUAAUAGGCCCAAAAAAUUUUUUUUGCUUCUAGCCCACCACUUCCUAGGACCGGCUCUGACUCUACCUAGCUUAAAUCAGCAUGAGACUCUCUACGUAACCCAUGAAACAAUUUGAUACACUAAACCCAUUUGUUAUGAAAAAAGCUCGAACUCGAGGCUCAUGCUUUGAGUCAACUUCAAUCUCCAUCUUCUUAUAACUAGCUCCCUUGGGAUCGUGGUAAAUAACAUAAACCUCACUGCUAGAAUAGCAAGGUGCAAAAAUAAUGCAACCCGUAUGAUUAUUAUUUUUUUGACCAAACUAAACUUGCUUUUCUCAAAAGGACUCUACACUCCAAGGUUGGAGUUUAAUACAGAUACAGCUCCUGAGAUGCGGCCCUGCUGAGUCUCUAUUAAAAAUACUUGAGUAUUAAAAAUACAUACUAUGUUUCAAAAUACUUGAGUAUUUUAAAAAUACUUGAGUAUUAAAAAUACAUACUAUGAACAAUCCGAGUUUACUAUGAGCUGAGAUGAAUUGAGCGAGGUAACCUAUUUCGACAUCCCUAAUUAAAAUACAUAUUUAAAUUUUGAAUACAUGUAAACUUACAUGUUUCAAAAUUAUUUGAUGGAUUGAAGAAACAUUUUUAUAAAAAUAAUAUCAAUGAUAUAUUACUAGAUACAAUUUAUAAAACACGUUCUGAAAAAAUGUAUUAAAGCCCAUUUUUAUACUUUGAGUAAUCUUCUAAAAUAUGGAGAACCAUAAAAAUGGUUGGAAAUCUGUAACUUCCAUUUUCCACCAUUAAAAAUUGUUGGAAAUUCGUAAUGUCCCAUUUGCAGCUCAAAUUCGCAAAAUAUAUUAUUAUUUCUUAUUAAAUUUGAUAGAAAAUGGUUUGUUUUUAGUUUCUUAUAAUAAAAAUGAUAUGUUAAUAAAAAUUCCUCACAAAAUGAAUGUGACUCAAAAUACUUCACGAAACCCUUACAAUCCGCACGAAGCGCGGUAGUAUUUAUUAGAAAAUAACAAUGUCUUGCUAAGGAGAAAGAUAACCUCCCGCUACCGUCCAGCAACAAACGAACCAGUGCCAACAAAAUCAUUCAAAUGUUUAGAAGAAAGUCAACAUCCAAAACUUUAUUUCAAAUCUGUUAAUAAACGAACUAGUGCCAGCUUUAGUGUUCAGAAAAAAGGGAAGUUUCAACGUGAAGUCUUUGUUGUCAUUUGAUCAACGUGGCGCCCAUCCCCAGACAUAUUUACUGUGCAUUGUACAAUGCAAAAAACAACAAAAAUAAAUAGAAAUUUGAAAAGAGGAAAGAGUGAAUGCGACCAGGAGAGAACAAACAUGUUGAGACAAGAGCCAUGAACUGUACUGGGAACAUCCCACAUCAAACAAAGGAAAUAAUAACAACUCUCUCUAGCUUACAGCAGCAUAAGACUCUCUACGUAAUCCACGAAACAAUUUGAUUCAGUAAACCAAUCUCCCUUAACGUCAACUUCAAACUUCAUCAUCUUAAAACUAGCUCCCUUGAGAUCGUGGUGGAUAACAGUAGCCACACUUCUGGAAUGGUGAGGAGCAAAUAUAAUGUCAUCACCCGCUCGAUUAAUAACACUUUUCACACGCAAAUGAAGCUGGGGAAGAUUAUCGAAAGACUUCUCUUUGUAAUCCUGUUUCCCUGCUUCGAAAACGAACAAAUCAAUUGUAGGUGGCUCAUAAGAAGUUUGAAUAGCUGUGGCUACUUUGCCAUGGUAGUUUAUCAAAGUUCUUGAACCGUUCUCCAAAUAACAAAAAGCUUUCAUUUCUUCAGAUACUCUAGCAAAGAUAUCAAACUUCUCAGAGUUCAAAUCAAAUCUCAUCAGACUCACAUAGUUACUGCGCCCGUGUACGCAAUGUAGUACACAGAACCAUCUAUACACAGACCGUUAGACCAGGUACGGUGAGGAAUGUCACAAUCGAUAAAUCUCCAUGAUUUUGGUUUUGCUCCCAAUGUGAAUACCUGAAAGGUUACAAAUUUGAUUUUCUACAAGACCAUAAAUUAUGGAAAAAUAUACCUGAGAAAUGUAACAGAAAAAAUAUCGUCUGUAAAAUCUUGUAUUUUUGUUUAAUUAAUUUAACAUUCAAUUUUUAAAAAAAAAAUCUGAAAGUCAUGCUGUGUUGAGAGUCGAUGCGGGGUGAUGCACAAGACUUUGUACUGAUUAUUGACAGGAUCAUAUCCGAAAAAGCGUGUGGAGAAGGCUGGUCUUUUAUCCCUUGGUAAGGAUAUGGUCUUUCCAGUGCAAGGGUUACAUAUGAUCUCACCCAUGUUCAUCAGACCAUUAACGUAAUAACUACGGUACGAGGCUCGACAACGGAGAGGAAAUGUUAUUUUGGAUAGAAAAGUGGUUGAUAUUGAUGUUGAUGAAGACGAUAGCGAAGAAGAAGAAGAAGAAGAGAAGAAGCUGCAACUUAGGCGUCCCGUUUGGUCACCUUUAUCGUGCAAAGCGAGGAGGAAACGCAAAGGCUGAGACUGAGUCAAUGAUCGAAAGGGAAAUGAUCUGAUGAAAGUAUGGCUGCGGAUGAUUUCUUGCCAUGAGUUGGAUACGACCAUAAACCUAACUAUGGAUUUUGCAGGUAAGCGGUUAAGAAUCUCGAUCUGUAGAUCCAAGGGGACAACAUUUGUUUUCCUCUUGUUGCAAAGACGGAGACUUCUUCUCAUGGUCGGAAACCCUAGUUCUCUCACUACAAUUUUUUUUCUCUUGGUAUUUUUUUAUUAGAACCAGCACGUCGCAUUAAAGUUGUUAAUGGGCUUCCCACUUUCAUUUGAACUUAACAAAAAAGUUAUCAGAAAACCUCACAAAAAGAUAAAAAAAUCUUAAACACAUGGUUAAGCUCAAGGAGGAAGUACUUAUAGAUCCAAAAGGUCAUAAACAAAAGCAUUCAUUGAAACACAAGUAGUCUCUUGAAAUGUAGGCAACUGUUUAUACUCUCUAUUCCAGCUACAUCUCGUAGAAGGUAUGCUAAGAAAGCGUCCAAGAGGCAGAGUACAACGAAAGAAACAACCCUAGGGGAGGGGACCCUUCAGCUAACCAAACGAAACCAGCUAUUCACCGCUCCUCUAGAGACGACGAAGACACUAACGACACUCGGUUACUCGUUUAAAACCGCUGGCGAAACAGAAGAGACCUAGUGGAGAUCCAGAGAAGCAAGUAUAUCAGAGUGGAUAAAAGAGAUAGUGAGGGAAGGAGGUGGAAAGUGAAAUAUAGAGAAAGGGGAUGGUGACAGGCGGAAGAGAGGACCCCAGCCACCAAACAGAGCAAAUAAUUAGUUAGAGAGAGAAAGUCAUGGUCAAUUCACUAGAAUCCCUCGGCAAGAGAAUCCGUGUGGAAUUGGUGCUUUCUUCCUCAUAGUUAGUUAUAUUACACCAAUUUACUCUAUCUAUAAACUAAUGUACGCAGUUUAAGGUUUUUUAUUAUUAAUAUUAUAAAUUUAGUAAAGUUUCUGUUUCGCUUUUAAUUAAGGUUUUUUAUUUUGUAUACUAGGAAUUAUACCCGCGCGAUACCGCGCGGCUGCUCAAUUCAUUAAAAAGUUAUGUUACAUUUUAUAGAUAGAAAAUGCUAUAUGUUUCCUUGAUAUAGUAGUCUAAUUAUAUUUUUAGAUGUUACUCUCUCUAUUUCAUAUUAAGCGUCAUUGUAGAGAGAAAUUUUUUCGUUACUAAAUAAGUGUCGUUUUUGAUUUUUAAUGUAAAAUUUAUUAAUUUUAUGCAGUAAUUUAUUUUUCUUUUAGUUUAAAUAUAGUUAGGUGUAUAGGUAAUUGUGUUUUUAUACAGAGAAUAUACAAAUUAAUUGUUUCCUUAAUCUGUGUGCAGAAGGUCAAAAUAACACUUAAUAUGAAACAGAGAGAGUAUAAUGCGAUAAAAGUGUUAGUCUUACUACAUUACAAAUGUCAAACGCAAAAAAUAUUUAUUUGAUAUUUAUAGUUUAUUUAUGAAAGUUUGAAUUGUCAAAUAGAAAGCCAUUAGAUUAGAAAAAUGAAAUAAAUGAAAAUUUUAUUAUAUUAGUUUACUGCAUUAGUAAGGUAACUUAUAACGAUAAAUAGGACAUUCAUGAUUGGUCUUCAACCAAGAAGCAAGACAUGCAUGAUUGAAAACAUGUUUACAUGGUAACUUUAAUAAAACUUGUUUGUUCACAUAUUACUCUUGGAAUAUUACACAUCUCAUUUUCUUCUAUACAUGCAAUCUUUGUCAAGGAAUUAAAUUUGCAUCCAAAGAAGCUGGUUUUGGUUGCAGAUUUGUUCCUCCCAAUUAUGACUAUAGGUUUCAUUAUAAACUUCUAAUGUUAAUGAUAGUGUAAUGAUCUUUGAAGAAGAAUAUUCUGUAGACUGAAUAGUCUGUGAAGUAAUAUGAAUAAGAUCUUUCAAAAAUGUACUCACUGAGUCACUGCUUCAACUUCAAUUCCCUCAUCGCACAAAGAAUGUCUAAAAUCAUCUUUAUCUAAGGAUUCAUCUUCAUCAAUAAAAUUAAUCACUUUAAAUGAAAAGGACCUUAAUAGUGGUUUUGUUGCGGAUGUGUUGUAUAUCUUGCAGAUUAUAAAAACAAUACCAGCACCAUAACCAAAUAAAGGCUCGUCAAUACUUACACAAUAAGAAGAUGUUAUAGUGUUUGUCAUAUUAGCAUUGUAUUUCUCGAUUUUCAAUGAUAAAAACUGAGUUACUCACUCUGGUUAUUAAUUCUUAUUAUCGAUUAUCCUAUAAAUAUUUAAAUUAAAAUUUUAAACACAAAACUUUUAAGGCUUUAUGCAUAUAGUCUUAGUAUAAACUAAAUUAAUUUAGCACUUGUAACCAAUUUUUUUAUUUAAUUAAUUUUACAUAUUUUAGGCCAUUCAAAAUAAUAUUCAAAUUUAACCAGUCAACACUGAAAGAAUGUAAAUGGGUCAUUAAAUUGUUGAAAAACCUGAAUAAAUUGUAGACUCUUCCGGUGCACAACUUUCUUAAAACAACUGGUAUAGAUAGUAUAGGAACUCAUUAUUUAUAAUUAUCAGGUUAUCUAGAAAGAUGAAGCGAUGGUUCAAUGGUAUCCAUUAUUUUUUGCUAAUCUCAUUUUCUGAAGGUGUAGUCGCACCUUUUCCCUUUAUUUUACUACACCUGUUCACAUUUUGUUAGUUAUUAAUUGUAUACUAAUUAUAAUUUAUAAAUAAAGAGAAAUAACAUAAUUCACGCUGUACCUUUAUUAAAAUAUUAUUAUUUAUGAUAUAAAUAUCAAUAGUUAAAGUGAUGUGAAAAAAAAACAAAAGACACACCCAUUUAGAUUCUUUAAAAAAAAUCUGAAAAUACACAACCUUUUGAUUAUAAAUGAAAAAAAAAAGAUUUUUCACAAUUUUCUUAAUUUUUUUUAACAAAUGAUUUUAACUAAAAAAAAUCAUUUGUCUACUUUGUUAUUAUUAAAUAGGUGCAUAUUUUAACAAAUGAAAAGACACGUUAAAUAGGUGCAUAUUUUAACAAAUGAUUUUAACUAAAAAAACAAUCAUUUGUCUACUUUGAUAUUAUUAAAAACUGAAAGAUUUACCGCUUCUUACUUUUUAUAAAAUUGUAUUUGUUUCAAUUGUAUUUUUGCUUUACCAAGAUCUAUAUCCAUUUUGCUUAACUCGUUCAAAACCUUUUUUGUCCCAGUUUUUUUGAUAGAUUGAUGAAAGGAAUGUUGAUUUUAAUACGAAGUGUCAAAUUGUAUAUAUAGAUGAACGAAACAGUUAUUAAAAAAUUUGGUGAAAAGACAUGAUCCUUAAAAGACAACUAUUCAUUUCAUUCUGACUUCUUAGAUUAAACCGUGGAGUUUCCUAAUAGCAUAAAUAUAUAUAUAUAUAUAUAUAUAUAUAUACCGAAUUAUUUAGACAAGCCAAAUCAAGUAGCAAGUAGUUCAAAAUCGGUAAGUAAUUGCUCCGUGCCCAGCCCUAGACACAGAUGAUCACGUCGCAUCUCUCGCUCUUUUGAUGUUAAGUAAAACAUGCAUUUGGUAUGUAAGCUAGACACGUGUAUCAAUAUAACUAUAAAACUUCCACAUUUGAAAACCAAAGAUACGCCAAUAGUUAAAUAAACAGAAACCCAGAAAUAUAUUUGGAGAAGCCGCUGCUGUGUAGGCCAGCGUUUCUAAAACCAAUAUAGAGAAGAAGAUAAGAAGAAGGAGACUUAUGAAAAGGAAGAGAUUUACAGAGCAUGCAGGAGAGCGACAUGUAACUAUUAUAUAUUAAGGAUGAUGUUGCUUUUUUUAUAUAUUGUUAACCUAAAAAAAUAGAAUCAUCAUUUACUAUAUAAUCUAUAAUAUAAUGAGGGAGUUUCUCUCCUCAUAAGGUGACACGUCAGCACUUUUUAAAGGGGCCAAAUUUAUUUUCGUAUAACACUUACGUCGCCCUGGCUAUAACAACUAAAGUCUACUUGGCCCAGUGGUAUAACAUGCUUAUAGUAAAGCUUGAGUGUACGGGUUCGAAUCCCCCUCGCUUCCUUUUUAAUUUUUUUUUCUAUUACACCUUCAAGGCUCCUUAAGGUGUCCACGUGUGCACUUUGUGGUUCUUUUUAUUUUUUCUUCUUUUUGUCGGGUGAGCUGCGAUCUGUAACCAUAAUGGGCUUCGAAUUUUUUUUAGGGAUUCAUUGUUACCGUGCUUUGUCUCUUCCACUUCUCCUUCUCCGUAAAUCUUUGACUCCAGGGACAGUGGAUGCUUCUCCAACUUUUAGCCUCCCCUAUCAUUCAACGGGUUUCUCUUAAUUUUUUGCAAAAAGCAAUUAUCUCAAAGCGAAAGGCAGAGAGAAAACGUUAAGGGCAGAGCCCGACCCCUUCUUCUUCUUCGUGAAAAAGCUUCUGAAGCCCAGAAAAAGGAAGCAGUUUUAUAUUAAAUCUACUAGAUUUUUCAUCAGGUAAUUGACCCUAAAGCGAGCUUCUUUCACGUCUUCCCUUUUCAUCAUCUCAUUGUUCCAACUCCAUAUCUAUCACCCUCCCCCACUCUCUGUUCAUCUCAAAGGUCAAUUUCUUCUACCUUUAUCUCUCUUUGGGCCGUUCAGAUUUUUCAAUCCUGUUCCGGUGAUUGAAGAAAUGUUCACUAUAUGCUUCUCAGACCGGAAACGCUCUUGAUGCUGCAGAGGGUAUUAGCCGUGAAGCUGAACGCCGAGGCUGUCCUGCGUCUAUCGUCUCCAACGACGAAUUCGACUCGGUAUGUGAGAUGUUGUCGUGAAUCAAUUUGAUUUCUUACUCUGUUCUGAAGAUUGUUUGCUUCAGAUUUUAAUAUCAAGGAAACCGUGACAAUUCCUCUGUUUGAUCAAUUACAACCGAUGAUUGUUGUAAUAAACUCUUAGAUUUGAGCAGUUCUAUUGAUUGAAUUUCGAGUAAACAUAUAAAAGUAUUUUCUUUUAUAACUUAAUUCUUAUUCAAAAAGUUGCCAUAUUCUUUUCUCCAAAGAACGCUAUUAUUUUUGUUGUAUCCACUACAGGGCAAGGAGACUCUCCAGAUUCUUUUAAGGAAUUUUGGAGGUUUCUUCUUCAAAGAAACUUGGGAAACUCUUGGUUGCAACGAGUUCGCUUUGCAGUGUUUGGGCUAGGUGAUUCAGGUUAUCAGAAGUACAAUGUAAGUGCAUCUGCCACAUUGUGUCAUCUGUUUCACGUUCUUCUCAACAUACAUUUUAUUUCUGGUUCUGUUUUGAUGUAUUCAUCAAUAUGAAGGAAAAAAGUAGGCUUUACCGAGUAAUAAGUAUACUAGCUAACUAAAGAUUCCCACAACCAGAAAUCUUGAGAUGUGUCUGAAUUAUUGUUCCCUCCAAGAGAAGAUUUCUCAGAUGGUUCAGAUCGAACGCAGCGGCGCCACAACUGAUGUCAUGAAGAACUACUUCAUUGGUAUGAAAACAAUCUUUGGAACUUUUUUUAAAGUAUUCCAUCUAUUGUCUUACUGAAUUGAUCUUUAAUGUAUGUGUAGGGAGUGUGUUGAGCGGUGGAGGAAGUGUGCCAUCACCAAAGGCCACACCUGAAGCUUGGGUGAACAUGGUCAACGAGAUUCAGAAGGCUGCUCUUUCCACCCGCCUUGGGAUCCCCAUGAUCUAUGGGAUUGAUGUUGUCCACGGUCACAACAACAUGAAUGGCGCCACCAUUUUCCUUCACAAUGUGGGCCUUGGAGUCACAAGGCAAGUCUUUUAACUGUUCUAAUCUUCAUGACUAAAAUUUUGUAAGGCUAUUAACGUGAGACCAGCUUUAAUAUUUUUGUUUCUUUAUUUACUUAUCCUGUAGGUGAGGUGUGUUUAGAUUUAUGAAUCCAUUGUUUUUUUUUUUGUCUCAUUAUGUUUUGUUGGAUUUUGUUUUCAUCAGGAGGCUUCAAAUGUCUCUGCAGUUGCGCAAAAGAGAUGGAAUCUGAAUGAUUUCGACAUUGGAAAGCCUCUUUGAAAAGGCAAGUUUGGUCACGCUUAUCUUGCUCGAGAGAAGCGGGUUAGUAUCCAUUCACACAUAACAUUUGUUUUAGAUCUUUACAUUGUUUGUUUUCCUCAAAUUCUCACACAUUGUAUGCAACUGUGAAAGAGAGCAACCACAUUGUCUCCCUGAAGGUUCUGUUCAAGACUCAGCUUCAACAAUCUCAAGUUGAGCAUCAGUUAAGAAGAGAAGUUGAGAUUCAGUCACAUCUUCGUAACCCCAAUAUACUCCGGCUCUAUGGUAACUUCUAUGAUCCGGUAAAACUUAACCGCUUCUUUGCUCUUUUUGUUGACAUGAUCCACCUUUUUUUAGUAUAACACACUUUGUUGGCUUUUGUUGCAGAAAAGGGUUUAUUUGAUACUUGAGUAUGCUGCUAGAGGCGAGCUUUACAAGGAGCUUCAGAAAUGCAAGUACUUCAGCGAAAGACGAGCUGCAACUGUUGGUGCAUUCCUUUUCCUUCUGCUGUUAUAUGUUUUAAUCAAUUCUUUUGUUACUUAAAAAAAAACUGAGAUCUUUAUAUGUUUACUUUGAUAGUAUGUUGCAUCGUUGGCGAGGGCUCUCAUCUAUUGCCAUGGCAAGCAUGUGAUACACAGAGAUAUCAAACCAGAAAAUCUGUUAAUCGGUAGUAAGAUCAUCAAGUAGUGAAAAGACACCAAGAGAGAUUUGAGAAUUGAUUAUCUUAUGAAUUAAAAUAGUGUUCACGGCCCCGCGCUUGCGCGGGGGCUCUGCCCCUAGUAUCUUUAAAAGGUCGGCCAGGGUUUAAAAUCAUCCCGUGCUUUUUUGUAGAAUAUGUUUCACGAAUACAAAACGAUGACAUCCAUUACAAAUUCAGAAAAGAAGACUUAUGAAAAGGAUGAGUUUACAGACCAUGCAGGAGAGGCUCAUGUAAUUAUAAUCUUGGGUUUUUUCUCGCUUCGCUCAUUAAACUAUCAAGAUACGUAAAACUUUUCCCGCUAAUUUUUGUUGAUAACGUUUCAUUUAAAUAUCUUCUAAAAUUUAUAAUAAAAUAACUGCAUAAAAUUUUUUUUUCACCAUUUUAUAUUAGUGAGAUUAGUGAAAAUUUUAUUUUGAUAAAUACAUAGACAUCGACUAUUUAUAGAUUUUGAAAAUCUAUUUGAAUAGUCACAUCCUUUCAAUUUAAAAGUAGUUAUUGUGAAAAGAUACUAGAUGAAUUGUUACAAUUUUUCAAUUUUAAAUAAAUACUUAUAUGUCUAUGACAACUUAUUAUAUACAACAGGAAAACAUGACACAACAUAACCCAUUACAAUAACUAAUACACAUCACUUGAUAUAAAGAAUUGUACAAAGACGUUUUUGAAUAUUUAGCAUCAUAAAAAUACUAACCUUUUGUAGAGACGUGUCCAUUCACCAUUACACUAUUAUUUAUCGAUCAUCACCGACUCUCUUCAAUCUAUAAAGCCAUCAGUUUGUUUACCAAUCUACUCUAAACUUAACUAACUCGGGAAUACCUCUUGAGCAUAAAUCAAAUUUUCAAAGAAAUUUAUAAAAUGGAUUUCAAUUCAUGUAAAGUUUUUAAAUAGUUAUAAAUUAAAAAGAAAUAUAAUUUAAAAAAUAAGAAAACUGUGAGCAAAAUUAUAAUUAAAAGAAAAAUCUAUAAAAUUCAAAAUAUAUUGUAACUAACUAAUUGCAUAGUACUUUUUUCUUCACCAUUUUAUUUGAUUAGUAAAAAUUAUGUUUUGAGAGUCACAUAGUUUCAAUUUAAAGGUUAUUUUUAUUGAAAUAAUACUUAUAUAUGAAAAGUCACAACUUUUCAAUAUAAAGGGUCACAUUUUUUCAAUAUAUACAGUUAUUUUAAAAUUUUGAAAAAAUACAACUUUAAAAUAAAAAGACACAACUUUUAAUUGUUGAAAACACAUAACUUUUCAACUUAAAUGAAGUUCACAACCUUUGGAAUUAAUUGGGAUUGCUAUUAUUAGUAGAUAUGUUCACAAGUCUCCAAACAUGCUCAGUCUUUUUUUUUUUUUUAAACAUGCUCAGUCUUCAACGAACUUAUUGUAUAAUGUGAUGUCGAAAUAUGCUUUAGUGGCCUGGACAAGCCAUUGGAGACCAUGCUUUUUACUCUCUUGUGCAUUGUGCAAGGCAAAAGUUAUAAGCAACAACAUAUCGAGUUUAACUGAAUAUAUAUAUAUAUAUAGGAAAGAUUUGUAUGCAUACAAAAGAGAAUAACAUGUUUAGACAAGAGACAUGAACUGUAAUUGCAACAUCCGAUAGCAAACGAAGGAAAUAAUAACAACUCUCUCAAACUUAAUUACAGCAGCAUAAGACUCUCUACGUAACCCAUGAAAUAAUUUGACCUAAAUUCCCUUUCACUCUUUGCGUCAACAUCAAACCUCAUCUUCUCAAAACUAGCUCCCUUGAGAUCGUGGUGGAUAACAUUAACCUCAAUUCUGGAAUGGAGAGGUGCAAAAACAAUGUCACCCAUAUGAUUAAUAACACCUUUUAUAGGUAAAUGAAGCUGGGGAAUAUUAUCAAAAGACUUCGCUUUGUAAUCCUGUUUUCCUGCUUGGAAAACGAACAAAUCAACCGAAGGCGCUGAGUAAGAAGGUCGAAUGGCCAUGGCUACUUUGCCAUGGUAAUUUAUCAAUGUUUUUGAACCUUCGUCAAGAAAAAACAAAGUAUCCAUUUUCUUAGAUAGUCUAGCAAAUACAUCAAACUUCUCAGAGUUCAAAUCGAAUCUCAUCAGACACAUUCCUUUGUCCAGGCUGGCAAUGUAGUACAAAGAGCCAUCAAUGCACAGACCGUCAGACCAAGUUAUGUGAGGAAUGUCACAAUCGAUAAAUCUCCAUGUUUUAGGCUUAGCUCCCAAUGUGAAUACCUGAACGUAAUUCGUUUUUGUGUCUCCUUCAGUAUACGGGGUGAGACACAAUACUUUGUACUGGUUAUUGACAGGAUCAUAUCCGAAAAAGCGCUCGGCUGUGCCUGUUCUUCCGCAGACAAUAUUCUCUGGUAAAUAUACGGUCUUUCCGGUGCAAGGGUUACAUAUGAUCUCUCCUAUGUUCAGCAAACCAUUAACGUAAUAAGUAGGGUAAUAGGUUUUAUGGAGAGGCAAAGUUACUCUGGAUAGAAAAGUGGUUGGUAUCGAUGAUGAUGACGACGAAGAAGAGAAGAAGCUGUAACUUAGGUGAUCAGUUUCGUAAUCUGUAUCGUAUAAAGCGAGGAGGAAACGCAAAGGAUGAGUCAAGGAUCGGGAUCUGAUGAAACUCUUGCUGCUGAUGAUUUCUUGCCAUGAUUUAGAUACGGUCAUAAACCUAGCUAGGGAUUUUGAAGGCAGGAGGCUAAGAAUCUUGAUCUGCAGAUCCAAAGGAACAACGUUGUCGCAAAGAUGGAGACUCAUGGUCUGGAAACCCUAGUUCUCUCUCUCUACAUCUUCUUUCCUCUUUGAUAUUGUUUUAAUAGAGACGCAGCAGGGCCGCAUCAUCGUUAAAUGGGCUUCCCACUUCCAUUCGGUUUGGUUUGGAUAACUCGGUUUCUGGUUUAAAAUCAAAUAAAAGGUACGCUAUUUUUUUUUUAUAAAUUAUAGUUUUAAGAUUUUUCAUACUUUUUAAAUUUUGUACAUUUUCUAUUUCAAUCUUAAUUGAUUUUUUUCCUUCAUAUAUAUAAAAUUUUGUACAUUUUCUAUUCACUCUUAACUAAGUUUUUUUUUCUUCAUAUAUUGAAAAAUCUGUACAUCUUCUAUUUCAAUCUUAAUUAAGUUUUAUCACAUAUUUAAAAAAUUGUACAUAUUAUAUUUCACUCUUAACUAAUUUUUUCAUAUAUUUAAAUUUUUUAAACUUUCUAUUUCGCUCUUAGUUAAGUUUUUCAUAUAUUUAAAAUUUUGUGCAUUUCCUAUUUCACUCUUAAUUAAGUUUUUUUCAUAUAUUUAAAAAUUACAUUUUAUAUUUUACUCCUAAUUAAGUUUUUUCAUAUAUUUAAAAAGUUGUACAUUUUCUAUUUCACUUUUAAUUAAGUUUUUUUCAUAUAUUUUGUAUACUAAGGUUCAACAAUAAAGAUCUUACUGGAUCUCAGAUAAAAUAUACACACAAACUGAGACGUGCAACCGUUGCAGUUUGAUUACUUUGAUUUGAGAUUAGUAUUUUUCAUGAUUUGAGAUUAGUAUUCGUCAACACUGUUUCUCCUAUGGCUAACCGGAAGCCUUGUUCCGGUAUUCCCUAAAAAAAAGUAAUUGGUUCUUCAUCCAAGUUGAAGUUCAUUGUUGAAACUAAUGCAUUUUGUGAGCUGAGGUGCCUUUUGGUCUUUGUGAAUUUGGAUUCCUUUAAUUAUCCUCCCAAACCAUUGAGAUGGCAAGUUUUGUAAAGUUUGAAUUCAGGUAAAAUAUGCAGUGUUAUAUUGGAUCAUGGUUGUGAAGCCUGUGUUCUUCUUUUUCUACAUCAAAAGCUAUAAUGUCUUAUUAAGAUGAUUUUAAGAGGAUGGUCUAACCAUCCAACUUAGAACCUUAGAGUCUACUACAUGAGAGAAAAGCGACGAUUUAUCGUUACACUGCAAAAUAUAGUUUUUUUUCUGAUAUCUAUAUCACAUCCAUCCGCCCUAUAAAUUAAUGUAGUCUAAGGUUUUUAAUAAUAUUAAAAAUUAGUAAAGUUUCUAUUUCACAUACACUAAGGUUUUCUUACGUUAUAUAUAUAUAUAUAUAUACUAGGUGAUUUUCCCGUGCUCAUGGACGGACAACAUAUUUAUAAAGUAAAUACAUUAUAAUAAUUGAUUGAUAUUUACUUUUAGUUUUAAAUUAAUUUAUAAUUUAUAUUAAUAAUAUUAUAUUACUUUAAUUGUACAUAUGCUUUUAGAUAUUUAUAUUGAAUCGGUUUCGUUGUUUUUACAGUCGAUUUAGUUAUCAUUUGGACAUAUUGGAUUCAAUCUAUUUCUUUGAAUUCAACUAUGAUAUUUUUAUUUUAAAUAUAUUAAUUUUUUUAUUACUUUUCUUAUUUACAUUUAUGUUGGCUAUUGUCUUAGAUAUGUAAGUAUAUUUUGGUAAAAUUAUAUAUAACUUAAGAUAUAUUGUGCUUAGAAUGAAAU
Messenger RNA from Brassica rapa (field mustard), 15651 nucleotides. RefSeq lists its product as uncharacterized. Lineage: Eukaryota; Viridiplantae; Streptophyta; Magnoliopsida; Brassicales; Brassicaceae. The record is from RefSeq and is a predicted model, not a curated record.